Molecule: messenger RNA, 8005 nt
Organism: Melopsittacus undulatus (budgerigar)
Lineage: Eukaryota; Metazoa; Chordata; Aves; Psittaciformes; Psittaculidae
Gene: TRIM33
Product: tripartite motif containing 33
Exons: 20
Coding region: 46-3306 (1086 amino acids)
Cellular component (GO): chromatin
Molecular function (GO): zinc ion binding; protein binding
Source: RefSeq, a predicted model, not a curated record
CGCCGUACGUGAGCGGAGCGGGGAGCUGGGUUCAAAGGAGGAAACAUGGCGGAAAACAAAGGAGGCGGCGGCGGCGGGGAGGGGGCUGCGGAGGCCGGGCCGGGAGGAGGCGGCGGCGUGGAGCCCGCGGCCGCCUCCCCCUCGGCCGCCGUCCCGCCUGAGGAGCGGGAGAGUCCCGUGGCGGCGGCGGCGGUGGAGCGCGGUCUCGGGGAGGCCGAAGCCGAGGCAGCGGCGGCCGGGCCCGGUGUCGUUCCAGGGCCUGGCCCCAGCCCGGUGCCUCCGCUGACACCGGCGGCGCCGGGGCCGUUCUCGCUGCUGGACACAUGCGCCGUCUGCGCGCAGAGCCUGCAGAGCCGGCGGGAGGCCGAGCCGAAGCUGCUGCCCUGCCUGCACUCCUUCUGCCGGCGCUGCCUGCCUGAGCCCGAGCGGCAGCUCAGCGUGCCCGUGCCCGGCGGGGCGAACGGCGACGUCCAGCAAGUUGGUGUAAUCAGAUGUCCCAUAUGCCGCCAAGAAUGCAGACAGAUAGAUCUGGUGGAUAACUACUUUGUAAAAGACACGUCAGAAGCACCAAGCAGCUCUGAUGAGAAAUCAGAACAGGUGUGUACAAGCUGUGAAGAUAAUGCUAGUGCUGUUGGAUUUUGUGUAGAGUGUGGGGAAUGGUUGUGCAAGACUUGCAUAGAAGCUCAUCAGCGAGUAAAAUUUACUAAAGAUCAUAUGAUCAGAAAAAAAGAGGAUGUUUCUUCAGAGGCCGUGGGAGCAUCUGGUCAACGUCCUGUUUUCUGUCCUGUCCACAAACAAGAGCAGUUAAAACUUUUCUGUGAAACAUGUGACAGGCUGACAUGCAGAGACUGUCAGUUACUGGAACACAAAGAACACAGGUAUCAGUUUCUGGAAGAAGCUUUUCAGAACCAGAAGGGUGCAAUUGAGAACCUAUUGGCCAAACUUCUAGAGAAGAAGAACUAUGUAAAUUUCGCAGCUGCCCAAGUUCAGAAUAGGAUAAAAGAAGUAAAUGAAACAAACAAACGGGUGGAACAGGAGAUCAAAGUGGCUAUAUUCACCCUCAUCAAUGAGAUCAAUAAAAAGGGAAAAUCCCUCUUACAGCACCUUGAGAAUGUAACAAAGGAGAGACAGAUGAAGUUAAUACAACAACAGAAUGACAUCACUGGUCUUUCCAGACAAGUGAAGCAUGUGAUGAACUUUACCAAUUGGGCUAUUGCAAGUGGGAGCAGCACUGCUUUGCUAUACAGUAAACGGCUGAUAACAUUCCAGUUACGGCAUAUUUUAAAGGCACGUUGUGAUCCCGUCCCGGCUGCCAAUGGAGCAAUCCGCUUCCAUUGUGACCCUACGUUCUGGGCCAAGAACGUUGUCAAUUUAGGUAACCUUGUCAUUGAAAAUAAACCAACUCCUAGUUACACUCCUAAUGUAGUGGUUGGACAAACUGCUUCAGGAACAAACCACGUCAACAAAGCUCCAGGACAAAUCAAUCUAGCGCAGCUUCGCCUUCAGCAUAUGCAGCAGCAGGUGUAUGCACAAAAGCAUCAGCAAAUGCAGCAGAUGAGGAUGACACAGCCAACUGGGUCAGUUCCCAGGCAGACGAGUCCACAAGUCAUACAGCAGCAGCCUCCCAGGUUGAUCAGCAUGCAGACCAUGCAGAGGGGUAACAUGAACUGUGGGGCUUUCCAAGCACAUCAGAUGAGAAUGGCUCAGAAUGCUGCUCGUAUACCAGGAAUACCACGCCACAAUGGACCACAAUACUCCAUGAUGCAGCCUCACCUUCAAAGACAACAUUCUAACCCUGGGCACGCGGGGCCUUUUCCAGUUGUUUCUGUGCACAACACCACUAUUAAUCCAACCAGUCCCACUACAGCAACAAUGGCGAGUGCAAACCGUGGUCCAACAAGUCCGUCUGUUACUGCAAUUGAACUCAUUCCUUCUGUGACAAACCCUGAGAACUUACCUUCCCUGCCAGAUAUCCCACCCAUCCAGCUUGAAGAUGCUGGUUCUAGUAAUUUAGAUAACCUUCUAAGUAGAUAUAUCACAGGCAGCCACCUACCCCCACAACCCACAAGUACCAUGAAUCCCUCCCCAGGACCUUCAGCUCUAUCGCCAGGGUCAUCAGGUUUAUCCAACUCCCACACUCCUGUAAGGCCACCUAGUACUUCCAGCACAGGGAGCAGAGGAAGCUGUGGCUCCUCAGGCAGAACUGCUGAGAAAACGAGCAUUAACUUCAAGUCUGACCAAGUGAAAGUCAAGCAAGAGCCAGGGAUGGAAGAAGAGAUAUGUGGUUUCUCAGGAACAGUUAAACAGGAGAAAACAGAGGACGGCCGAAGGAGUGCUUGCAUGCUUAGCAGUCCUGAGAGCAGCUUGACACCACCACUCUCCACUAACUUGCAUCUGGAAAGUGAAUUAGAAGCAUUAGGAAGUCUUGAAAAUCAUGUAAAAACUGAACCAGCAGAUUUAAGUGAAAGCUGCAAACAGUCUGGACAUAGCCUUGUAAAUGGAAAAUCCCCGGUGCGGAGUUUAAUGCACAGAGCAGCAAGAGUUGGAGGAGAAGGCAAUAACAAAGAUGAUGAUCCAAAUGAAGACUGGUGUGCUGUAUGCCAAAACGGAGGGGAUCUGUUAUGUUGUGAAAAGUGCCCAAAGGUGUUUCACCUGACUUGUCACGUACCGACACUCCUCAGCUUUCCAAGUGGAGAGUGGAUAUGUACGUUCUGCAGAGAUCUGAGCAAACCAGAAGUAGAAUAUGAUUGUGACAAUUCACAACACAGCAAGAAAGGGAAAACAGCACAAGGCCUGAGUCCUGUGGACCAAAGGAAAUGUGAACGUCUCCUGCUUUACCUGUAUUGUCAUGAGCUGAGCAUUGAAUUUCAAGAGCCAGUCCCAGCCUCGAUACCAAACUACUAUAAAAUCAUAAAGAAACCGAUGGAUUUAUCUACAGUGAAAAAGAAACUGCAAAAGAAGCAUUCCCAACACUACCAGACUCCUGAGGAUUUUGUGGCAGAUGUGCGAUUGAUCUUCAAGAACUGUGAAAGGUUUAAUGAAAUGAUGAAAGUUGUUCAAGUUUAUGCAGAAACACAAGAGAUUAAUUUGAAGGCUGAUUCAGAAGUAGCACAGGCAGGGAAGGCAGUUGCAUUGUACUUUGAAGAUAAACUUCCAGAAAUCUACCCAGACAGGACCUUCCAGCCUUUGCCUGAAUUUGAGCUGGAAGAGGAUGAUGGUGAAAUAACUGAGGACUCCGAUGAAGAUUUUAUACAGCCACGUAGAAAACGCCUAAAAUCAGAUGACAGACCAGUGCAUAUAAAGUAAUCUAAUGAUAUGGACCUGAAAUUUAUUGUAAAAACUGUUAUUUAAGUGUUCCUGGAAUAUUAUCAUGCCGACAGUGGCCACCUUGAAGAAGCUGAUAGCUUUUUAAACAGUAUUAGAUGACAAAAAAACCCACUUGUACAGAAAAGCAUUCUCAUCAAAAGGGGAAAAAUUAUAUUGUAAAUUUUUUGUGGUUUCUUUUUUUGUUUGGGAUUUUUUUUCUUGUUUUACUGUGUGCUUUCUUUUUGUGAUGGAGGGGACACACUCACCUUGGUCUGACAGAUAGAGGUGGAUGAACGUAGAAGAGAAGCAGAUUUGACAAAAGAUGUUCUAUUUGCAGAUAAUACUCCUUAGUAAAACGUUCCACAGCACUGGAACAACACAGAGUGUCUUGCAUUCAUUCUGGACUGCAGUGUAAACUGUAAGCAAUGUCCUUGAGCACCCCUCUUUGUAUGAACUCCAGUGUGUUGUUCGUUGCUUUUUUUUCAUCUCAUUUAAGUGGUAUUGUGAAUAACUGAUCUUUUGUGUUGAUCCAAUUACCUAUAUUUGACUUUAUUUACAACAUUUUAUGUAUAGCAAAAGGAAAAACCAGUAUCAUUAAACUGUUCUGAAUUGGCAAGUGCAGGAGUGUGAGUUCUUGACAGAUGAAAGACUAAACUGAUGGCAAGGAUCUCUUUUCAGUAGGGCUAGGUAUAUUUAUGAUGAGUCCUGUACACAGAACAUUUUAAUGGCAGAAGGCUUAGCAUCGUGUCAUCUGUCCCUGCUCCCCCUAAUGAGGCAGAAUGUCAUCUCCAGUAUUCAUCAGCUCUUUUUCUGUACUUCAGAUAUUGACUGAAGAGGUAGUAACUGGUUGGGGUGUUUUUUCCAGUCUUCCUAAAUAUCAGUUUCAAAUAGACCACUUGGCAGACAAUAACCUAGUAACUACCAAAUGUGUAAAAUUUCCUGUAUUCACUUUGUCUUAUUUGUAAAUAGUGAAUUGAGAUUUCUUGCAGAUCAGCAACAUUUGCUGACCUGUUUUUAAGCUAAUAUGUAUUCUUAUUAAUUGUUCCUAUCAAGAAAAGAUUUGUAAUAUAUGCUGUUUCUAACAUUGCAUUCAUUUUGAGGUUCUGUCUUAUUUUUAUCAGAGUACUACUCAGAACUUUCUUCAGAAGCAGUUUAGGAGCGAAAUGUCUCGAAAGAAUUGGAAUGAAUCUGUUGAUUGGGUUAUUUGUCCAUCCAUUGAACAAAGAACUUGCAGAGACCAGGAUUUGGCUUGGAGUGGUUUCUGGCCAGUAGUGAAAACAGAACAGUUUCCCUAAACCUUGUGGCAGGCACCUCUGCAGUGCCUUCCCAUUGCACACUGCCUUCGUUCCAGUAUUUCUGGUUCAAAUCAGGUCAUCACAAUGGAAUUAAAGUUUGAACAAUUGUUUUGUUUACUGACAGGCAUCCUAGAAAUAAGAACUGUAAUUUCUGGCCUUUACAUAGAUCUAAGUAAAGGAAGCUAAAGAAAUAAUGUCAUCAGCUGAGCUCAAGUUGGCAGACUAUACAUUUGCCAUGAGGUAUUGUGUGACUGCAGCAUUUCUGUGGUAAAUCACAGGGCUUUGGGUAUACUCAGUGUAAGCAAUUCCUGUGAUGUUGUAUAAGCUUUACCAUAAUGGUAAAGGUAAAUAUUGUAGCACAGUGUAUCAAAUUGAGAUAUGCUCUCAGCAAAUUUUGUGCAAAUCACUUAAGAUUUCAUUUCUUUUAUAAGAACAAAGUAUAUGUACAUUGUGACUGUACCCCUCAUAAAAAACGAGGGAGCUGAAGGUAUUUGUACCUUCAAGCUCACUUCUUUAGAUUACACAGAUGUUAUACUUAAAACUCAGACUGGGCGGGGGUUUGUUUCAGUUCUCAGAUGCUAACAUAGUGCCAGGUUCAGCUGAGUUUUUGCCAGUUUGUAUGUGAAAGGAGAAGUAAUUCUACUUAAACAAAUUAACAAAUAGCAAAACCUUUGCCCAUAGAAAGGAUGACGUGUGAAUAGGACACUAAUAUUAACAAGGGAUCAUUUAAUAGCUCUGUGUGUUGCCUACUUACGCAUUUCUAGUUUCUCAGCUUCAUUUUGCAAAGGAAGAAUAUUAAAAUUAUAAUAAAAAUGAGAUUUUUUUGUGAAUUCUCUUCUAUCGGGGUUGCAGUUUUUAUGGCACUCAAGCAGGUUCUGUCCCUUCAGGCUUCAGCCUUUUAUCUGUUCACUUUGUAAGGCACUGGUCAUGGAUUCAAGUACUGCAGACACCGGAGCAGAGGACAAGCAUGGUGGCAUCCUAGGCUGGGCCACAGAGCUGCAGUUCAGGGGUAGCACAUGCUCCUGGCUCUUGCAGGUACCGUCUUUGGCCAUCCAGACUCAGGUGCCAGACCCCUGAGCUGAUGUCUGUUCUGGGAAUGCUUCUGACAGGUUCACUACAGCAAGGUAGAAGAAGCUCACCCACCACUUGCCAGUAUUCCACUAGCUCACUUGCAAGCCACAAGUGAGGCUGAGCUUUGACUUUGCUGAGGGUUCAAGCCCUGCUCUUGUACAUAACCCACUGAACUUUAGAAUUGGCCCUUCCAUUCAGUUAAACAGUGCUCAGGAGGUUGAAUCUUCUUGUGCAAGAAAGUGUGUUUCUUCCUUAUAAAGGAAACCAACAGUCUCUUUUAUUCUUCCCACCCCUUUAUUUUGAGCUCCCAGGACAAUUCAAUGGUUGUUUUGCAGCUAGCUAAAUUCUGUUAAUCCGUUUGCGGAUCCUCUAGUCUGUAAGUGUUCAUCACAGAGCUGGUAAGGGUUUGCUCAGUCAGAUGAAGGUUUUGGUGCCACACUGUAUGCAAUUUGUUCAAGAGCAGGUUAAUGGGGUUUAGGCUGCUGUUACUCAACAUCUUCUUUGUGCCAGAUGAUGUGUGUGCAAUAUGUGCAAGUGAUUGUGUCUCACCCUGGGAAUUAGAGCAUGGUUUACACUGAUACAACUUCUCCAGACCAAAAGUGUGGUGGGUGCACUCUUGUCCCAUCUUUGUCCUCACGGUCACAAUGUUCUAACCUGGUUACAAGAAGAUAGACUGGCACAUGCUGUUAACUGUAUGCUCUCAUUUAAGACAGUCAUGGAAAAGCCCAUUUGUGUCUCAAUUUUCUGUUAAAUGACCCUGACAUUUAAGUUAAUCCAAAGAAGAGAACUUGCUUUUGAAAGAAGAGUGAGAAGUGUACAGUAUGCUACUUGUGUGUUUCUCGAUUACCUCAGCAGGUAUCCUGCCAUGUAAUUACUAGUGAGUAGUGAUGAUUUAACUAGCUCAAUAGGUUCAGGUCUUGUAAGCUGUGCCCUGGAAUGAAGUGGUCUGUAGCACAUAAGGCAGAGUUACUAUCCCAAAAAGAUGUUCCCAACUGUUUGAAAAUAGCAAUGCUCUGUUAAAUGUUGAGAGUUGGCUUGGGGUUUGUGGGGAUGGUGCCACUGCUAGUGCAUCUGACUGUGUCUGCACACCGAGUGCUGGAUCACUGGAAUGUUUCAUGGACAUUUCUGCAGAUUUGGGUGGAUUUUAAGGACUUGUGAAAGAGAAGUCCUUAAAUUUAGGCCUUAAAAUCCACCCAGAUGGAGUGUUCUGUAUGACCGAGUUCAGCAACUGACCUUUAGAAAUUUAGGGAAUGGCAGCAGUGUUUUAAAGCUCUUGUGGAUUUGUUUUCCUUUCUUCCUUGGAAAAAGCAAUAAACCUGCUUUGUCUGUUGCCUAUUAGCAUGCCAGGCAUCCUUCCCUUUGGCUAGUGGCUUGUACGCAUGUCACCAAGUCUAGCUUUUAAAACCACAAGUGUGCAGGAGUUGUGGAGAGUGGGGCAUUUUAGUUUACGAACUGGGGAAAGUUCCAUAUUUUUCUAGCAAGAAGGUGUUUGGGUAAAAUAACUGAGGUUUCUUUUGUUAGAAACCAGUUUCUGCGCCGCAGUUUACACAGACGUAUUUCAGCAUGAAGGUUGUGUCCUUGGAUAGGGAGGGUUCCUGUUUCUCAAGGUGUGGGUGCAGUAACUCUCCCACCUUUAUUACAAAGGAACUGUUCAGUGUGCGAAAUGCAAUUCUGGCCUUUUCUACUGAGUGAUCUUCCAGCUCCAGGCUGUUCUCUUUAGGAUUUAUGGACUUUCUACACUGAGAGGUACUAAAGCAUUUUAUAAGUUUGAUUUGUUGCAGCAUCCACUCUAGAGUAAGCUACAUGUCAGAAAAGGAGGUGCAUGUCUGCUGAUGGCCUACAAACGGGGUAUUCCUUCGGUUCAGACACCAUCAAACAUGUAUAUAAGCCUAUAAAGACUUGUGCAGUUGAAAGCCUGUUUUACAUGUUAACAUGCUCAUGGAAGGGUUAAAUUCACGCCAUUCUUUGAUUCUUUCUUGCUUCCAGUAACUGAACUGGUUCUUUUUUGCACAUAGUAAACUCCUCUCAUCUUUUAAUAUGAUUCUUCAAACAAAAGUGCUGUUUCUGUGGUAUUGUAUUACCUGAAUAAUCAUAUGGAACUUUUUUUAAACCAAGUUACUGUUUCUAAUUGUUCUGUUCCUGUGUUUUUUGCUGGUGUGUAAUAAAAUAAGUUUUUCUUUACCUGGUUAUUUAAUACAUUACCUGCCUGUAAAUACUUCCUGUUAAGUGCUCUGGAAUGUGCUGUAGAAGUUGUAUUAGGUCAGUUUAAAGCAUUGUUUAAAAACCAUUUUGUUUUGGUUAUUUCUAUUAAAUUAGAGAAAUGACUCUUUCAA